UAUGGCGCAGAAGCGCACGGACAGUCGAUUGCACGACGUUGAGGUGGUUUAGUGGCGCCUGUAACUUCGCGUUAGAAAGGCGAGCAACCAACAGUUUACUUUGAGAGAUUGGACAGCGAUUUUUCUUAUUUCAAACAAGAUACGCAGCGAGGGGAUGAAAACGUAAAACCCGUGGUGACACAUUUUUCGUCCCUGUCGAAACAAUCAGAAGCUCUAAGAUGCCGUUCACGGCGGAUGCUGCGGCCAGCCAGAUUCAGGAGAGGCUGAAGAACCUGUACCAUCUGGUGCACGAGAUCGAGAGUCAACGAGUUCGCUCGGAGCACAAUUUAAAUAGUAUCGUAAAAACGUACGAAAAAGUAACCCCGGAGGACAAAGUGUCUCCCUACUACCAGCAAAAGCUGAAGAAUCUCUACAACGCGGCGAUAGGCGACUCCCAGCAGGAAGAGGAAAUCCUGCGCAAGGCAUUGGGAAAGAUCAACGAAAUUCGCGCGAUUAGAAACGAACGACGGAUACAGGCCCGUAACGCAGGGAACAAAGAGACGAUUCGUCGAGGUGCCUUGAUGAAGAUGCUGCUGAGUACAGCGCAGACCCUUCCUCUGUACGUGGGCAAGACACCGGGUGCGAAACCGCCACCUCUGUGCGGGGCUAUCUCGGCUGAACCCACCUACAUCGCGAAAAUGGGAGACAUGGUGGCGGCUUUGGUGAAGGGAUCCGAAGAAGAGGAGAAUUGGAUCCUAGCUGAAGUGGUGCAGUUCAACUCGGCCGCGAACAAAUACGAGGUGGACGACAUUGACGAGGAGCAAAAGGACAGGCACACGUUGUCUCGAAGAAGGGUGGUGCCUCUGCCACUAAUGAGAGCUAAUCCAGAGACCGAUCCGCAUGCCCUUUUCCCUAAAGGGUCCAUCGUUAUGGCGCUCUAUCCUCAAACGACUUGCUUUUACAAGGCAGUGGUGAACCAACUGCCCACCACCGCCACCGAGGAAUACGAAGUGCUGUUCGAGGAUGCGACAUACGCGGAUGGUUAUUCGCCGCCAUUGAACGUUGCUCAACGUUACGUGAUCUCUAUCAAGGAGAGCAAGAAGAACAAGAGUCAGUGUUAGCGGAACUGUGCUCUACUCUCAGUAUUAUCAUCGUCACACUCGCGUUUGUACAUUAUUGUUAAAUAGUUGUCUUUUUGUACUCUACUAAAGAAUACCUAAUAAAGUUAACGAGGUUCGAACGUU
Molecule: messenger RNA, 1223 nt
Organism: Osmia bicornis bicornis
Lineage: Eukaryota; Metazoa; Arthropoda; Insecta; Hymenoptera; Megachilidae
Gene: Sgf29
Product: SAGA-associated factor 29
Exons: 2
Coding region: 219-1100 (293 amino acids)
Cellular component (GO): SAGA complex
Source: RefSeq, a predicted model, not a curated record